AUGUUUUUAAGUGGUGUUAGACUUACAACAGCAACAACAACAUCAAGAAUAUCUUAUUCUCAUUUACUGAAUCGAGGUUGUUCAUUAUCGGGUUCAUAUCAGCAAUUUCCUAACCUAUCAAUAUCAAAAUCAAUAUUAUCUAGCUCUAUAAAUAGUCAAAUACAACAACAACGAUAUUUCAGUUCUAAUAAAAAUAGUAACAGUAGUAGCUCUUCGUUUAAUAUCAGACCUAGAAACAGACCCAUCGAUAUAGAACACAAAAUGAAUGAGUUCAACAGUGAUAAAAUCUACAAGUUUGCCGGUAUACAACUGCUGGUUGGCGAAGACAAAAAUCAAAAUAUAGAAGCCGCUCGCAAAGCAAUUGAAGAGGCUGCAUCUAACGGUGCUAAUAUAAUAUGUUUACCUGAAUGCUUCAAUUGUCCGUAUAGUACAUCAGUUUUCAAUGAGUAUGCUGAGAAGUUUGGUGGACCGACUACUACCAUGUUGGCGGACGCAGCUAAGCGUUUGAAGAUUUGGUUGAUUGGUGGAUCGAUUCCAGAACGUGGAGACGACGGAAAGAUAUACAAUUGCAGUUUCAUCUUCAAUCCAAGCGGUGAACUAGUUGGAAAACACCGAAAGAUUCACUUGUUCGAUAUCAAUGUGCCAGGCAAGAUUACAUUCCGUGAGAGCGAGAUUUUGUCGCCAGGCGAAACACCGACGAUCAUUGAGUUGGGUGAUGGCGUAAGGCUUGGCGUCGGUAUCUGCUAUGACAUUAGAUUCCCGGAGCUCGCUAUGCUCUAUGCCAAAGAGGGUUGUCAAAUCCUCGUGUAUCCCGGUGCCUUCAAUAUGACGACUGGCCCGGCACACUGGGAACUGCUGCAACGUGGUCGUGCCGUUGACAACCAGGUAUACGUAGCUGCCGUAUCACCCGCUAGAAACCCAAAAUCCACCUACACAGCUUGGGGACAUUCCACCGUUGUCUCGCCAUGGGGUGACAUUGUAUCCACCACCGAACACGAUCCAACCAUCAUCUACGCCAACAUUGAACUUGCCAAAGUCAAAGAAAUGAGAACAAACAUCCCAGUUUAUCAACAAAAGAAAUUAACAACAACCUUCAAAAUCUAA
Messenger RNA from Heterostelium album PN500, 1104 nucleotides. RefSeq names its product carbon-nitrogen hydrolase family protein (gene nit2). The coding region runs from base 1 to 1104 and encodes 367 amino acids. The transcript is spliced from 2 exons. Gene Ontology annotation, biological process: oxaloacetate metabolic process; L-glutamine metabolic process. Gene Ontology annotation, molecular function: omega-amidase activity. Gene Ontology annotation, cellular component: mitochondrion. NCBI's taxonomy places the organism in Eukaryota, Evosea, Eumycetozoa, Acytosteliales, Acytosteliaceae. The record is from RefSeq and is a predicted model, not a curated record.